ACACUCAGCCCCAGCUCAGUUCCAAUCGGCAAUCGGAGAGCGGGCGGAAAAGAAAGAAGCGCAGCGCAGAGUGUGUAAACAGCAGCCAAAUCACAUUUCUGCCUUGUUUUCGGGCCACAUCGUUCGCGAAAAGUGGCGAAUUUCGCAGAGGCCAGCGAGAAUGAGCCAUCGAAAAAUGCAGAAUGCAGAAUAAGGCUAAAAGUGCAGCCAGCUGAAAAAGAAGCGCACUGGCCCGUUCGUGUGUGUGUGUGCGCCUACGUCGCGGGUGUGUGCGUGUGUUUAGUGCUCAACAAAAAAAUAUUGCUCAAUGGCCCAAAAAAUGAAGAAAAACAGAAACAGCCAUACGAGAAAUAGCAAGUAGCUGAAAGCAGAUAGAAGAUAAAACAGCGUACGAAAAGAAAACAAUUUUCCAGCGCAGCGGAAAGGAAAACACGUGAAAAGUGCGGUGAAAGUGCAGAGCGAAAGAAAUCAAGUGAAAAGCAAAUGCAAAUAAAUGUUUUCGUUUUUUUUUUUCGCUCGCUUCGAGUUUAUUUUUGUGAAAGUCUUGUGCACUUCGUUCCCCACUCUCGCUUCUCCUUCUCAUCCGUCCCCACUGCAACAAUAAUAGAAUAGAGAGGUGCACCGAGGAAUUCUGGCUUUUUAGUGCUCUCACUGGCCUUUUGAAACAUGGCCUUCUUCCACAAGUCGCUGCCGCUGGCAGCCACGGGUAAGCAGAGCAUCCUUCGAUCCUUGAGAGCCGCGAGCAGCCUGGGCCAGAAUGCGGCCACCAAUGGCGAUGCCAUCGAUGCCAGCCUCGACGGGACUGCAGCCGACUGAAGUCCACUCGCACCAUCCGCACUCCCACUCCCACUCGCAUCCGCACCAGGUGCAUGCCACGCAGGCGAGUCAGCAGGACCGGAGCUCGCACAGCCACGCCAAGCUGCCCCCGCUGGAACUGCUGGUGGAGAACAAGAUAAGCUACAGCAGCAGCUACCAGUCGGAGAUCAAGACCAGCCAGAGGAGUCCCUCCCCCGACGAGCUCUGUGGGAGCGUCACUCGGGCGAGCAUCUUUGAUGACGCCGCCGAGAACUUCGUGAUCAACUUCCCCUCGGAGUCCAGCACAGCUCAGCAACUGCUGCCCCUGUCGGAGACGGUGCCCCUGCUCACCCACAUCGAGGCCACGGUGGUGGACAAGCAGCGCUCCAUCCGGCUGAACAAGAACAGCGCCUCCCUGAUCUUCACCAAGAAGGAGCUGUCCCAGAAUAACCACCCCCACAACCACAACCACCACCACCAUCCCGGCCAGCGAAGGCAGCACCACAGCAGCCUGUACGGAGGGGGCAGAAAGCCCACCAAGCACCUACCGCCCACCCGGGGACACCACCAGCGGCGGAGUCUACCGCUCAGCUACAACAACAACAAUCUGGUGACCACCGGCGGCUCAGGAGGAGGCGGCGGCGGCGUAGCAGGGGCAGCUGCGGCUGCUGGAGGCGGCGGUAAGCUAGUCCCGCUGAAGCAGCACCACGGAACCGCUGGCCACACGGCGCCACCCACGGCGAACGGAGGUGGAGGUGCCGUCAGUGUCGCGGCUCCGUCCGCUCGGAAGCAGCUCUCCUACUCCUGGUACGCUCCUGUCUACAGCGCCCUCGAGGAGGAGCUGGAGCAGGAUUCACGGGACUCCUCGCCCAUCCACAAUCUGGCCAACUCAAAGCAGCACCAGCGCUCCGCCAGCCAGAGGGCCGCCAGUGCCGCCUCCACCGCCCUGCAUGCCACGCCCCGCCACGCCCACGGCCACGAUUCCGGCGACGCGGAGACGGUUGCGCUGCUGGACCCGCAGGUGCGCAGCAAGGUCAUCAUUUCCCCGUCAAAUGGCGACGCAGGUGGCGGCGGAACUGGCGGUGUGGCGGGCGGCGGCACUGGAUCUGGCUCAACCACCACCGGAGGAGGAGGAGGAGGUGGUGGCGGCGGCGGCGGCAGCGGAGGGGGAGCAGGGGAACUGGAGAGCUCCCUGGGCCUGUCAGGCGCUGGCCAAAUGCCCCGCCGGCGGCGCUUCGAGAACUUCCUCAAGUCGCUGGUGGGCCUCAAGGCGAGCGGCGCCAGCAACCGCAGCAGUACGAGUGCCGCGCCCGAGCGGGAACGGGAGCAGCGGGAGCGUCCUGCCUCUCCGGAAAUACGGAUCACACGGACGCCGUCCGAGCAGGAUGUGGUGCUCCGGGACCCCGCCGGUCGGCAACUCAACCACCAGAAGCAGCAGCUAGCCAACGGGCGCCAGGGAAGGAGCAGCCUGAGCAUCAGCGGGUCGAGCAGCUCCCUGAACGUGGUGCAGCAGAAGCUGUGGCACGUGAUGCGGCGCGAGGGCAGCGCCAGCAGCCUGCACCAGGAGAAGUCGCAGUCGAUUGUCCAGUACACGGGCCUGCGCAAGUGCGAGACGGUCCUGGCCCUGACCCGCCAGAGUCAGGGUCAUGGUCAGGGCCAGGGCCUUGGCAUGAGUCAGAGCCGCAGCCAGGGCCACUCGCUGGCGGUGCACGGCGGCAGUGGCGUCUUCAGCUCCAGCGGCGUCGAGAUGAUCCGGCCGCUCAACCGCCUGAGGAACAGCAUCAGCAGCAUGAACGGCGUGGGCACCUGCUCGCGCUGCUCCAGCCUCCUGUCCCUGGCCGCCUCCGGGUCGCGGUACUCCCUGGCCAACGGCUUCGUGCCCCGGCCGGGCUCUGCCCUGGGAACGCCCGAGAUCCACGAGCCGCAUAUCAACGUGAACGCCCAGAUCCGACUCAGCGGGGGCAGCGGCAGUGGCACCGCCGCCAGUCCCAGUCCGCCGUCCAACGUCACAACCGCCACGCUGCACUCCAGCUCGGCCCACAACCUGACCCUCGACGAGCAGCCGGCGACGUCGGCCGGCACUCCCGCGACCUCGCCCACAGCCGGGCCGGACGAGCUGGGUCCCUUCGGCACCGACCACGCCUAUCCGCUCACCGUCACCUCGCUCCUGUCCAUGGCCAGUGCCAACCAGGCGGCCCAGGCCUGCUGCGUCCGGGACGGGAUCGCGCUGAAGCGGCGCGAAAUGCUCGCCUCGGCGGAGGUGACGCCCUCGGCCGGCACCCCGGCCACGCCCUCGGCCAACUUCCAGCCGUUCACCUGCAAGCUGUGCCUCCUCGACGUGGAGGACGCGGGCGAGGCGAUGUCGCUGCAGCAGUGUGGAUGUCAGUUCUGCGUGGAGUGCAUGCGCGCCUACGUGGAGUUUGAGAUCUCCGAGGGGGCCUACGAAAUCUCCUGCCCGGACGCCAAGUGCCCGGCCCAGGGCGCCAUUUCGCUGCCCGAGAUCGCCAACCUGACCACAACGAACCUGCUGAAGAAGCACCAUCGCUACCGUCUGAAUCGAGAAAUCGAAUUGGACAAGACGCGCACCUGGUGUCCGCGGGCUGGCUGCGAGACCAUCUGCAUGGUGGGGGCCCAGCCGGGACAAGCCAGCGCCAUUUGCCAAAUGGACGAGUCGCCGUCCACCUCGCAGAGCUACACGCCGCAGCAGGAGAGUGGAGGAGGCGGCGGCGGCAGCGGCAGCGGAGGAGCCGGUGAACAGGGCUCGGUGGCAGCAGUGCUCUCCAUUGCUGUGCACUGCCCCUCCUGCAAGGACGAGUUCUGCGCCCUCUGCAAGAAAGCGUAUCAUCCGAACAUUAGCUGCGACGAGUUCGGCCGCCGGCUGAUUGCCGAUGGCCAGGACGACAUCGGAAUCCCAUUCGACAACGAGCUCAUCAAGUGCUGCCCCAUGUGCGCGGUGCCCAUCGAGAAGGACGAGGGCUGUGCCCAGAUGAUGUGCAAGCGGUGCAAGCACGUCUUCUGCUGGUACUGCCUGGCCAGUUUGGAUGACGAUUUCCUGUUGCGCCACUACGACAAGGGUCCUUGCAAGAACAAGCUGGGCCACUCGCGGGCCUCCGUGGUGUGGCAUCGCGCCCAGGUGAUCGGGAUCUUCGCCGGCUUCGGCAUCCUGCUGCUGGUGGCCUCGCCCCUGCUGCUCCUGGCCGCGCCGUGCAUCAUCUGCUGCAAGUGCCGAGGAUGCAGUGGCUCCAAGAUCGAUGAGGUGGACGGCGACCUGGAGGAGGAGGUCACCGCCUUGCAGGGCUAGGAGUGGACCUUCGGGACACACCCUCUUUUAAGGACGACACUAGGCUAGACAGCUGCAGCCUGUAAAUGCAGCUGCUGUAAUUACUGGUAGAAUCUAUUGUUACCGCUGACGACGACAGCAGCUUACGUACAUUGAUUUUAGUUAUUAUUAUUAUAAUUGUAUAUGUGUUAACUAAAUUGUGAUAUUUACAGUGGUUCAAUUUCCAAUUGAAUCGACAAAUUUGUUGAGAACCUAUACAAAAACCAGACGCCUUCGAUUCUGUUUAGGUUCGGUCUCUGCAUAUAUUCUUUCCUCCACCCCUAUAUAGAUAUAUACGAGAUAUAUAUGUAUACAUUAACGAGAGUAACGAUAUAUUCGACUAAUUCAAUCUGUGUAAAAUCGAUUAGGUCAUCUUUUUAGCCCGUAAGCUAGUCUAAAUAUAUUAGGUGUACGCCUUGUAUUCAACAGUGCUUUUAUAUCGCACCCCACCCACAACCACACUCACCACAAUCUUUCUCUCAAGUAUUACACACGCAACUAACAGGCCCGGGAUCCGGGACCGGGCAUGGCGCCGAGUCCUGGCCCCUCGAUCAACUGCUUGGCAAUGCUUUUAUCUACACACCAGCAUACACCUUCGAGUACACCUGCACCUAUAGUGGGGUACACGACGUUGUCACUACUACUGUUUAUUGAAUGUAUUUAAUGUAAAUGUUAAUAAGCAGCUAAAACAAAUGUAACACAAGCCGAAGCUCCUUGCUGGGCGCCCGAUGGGGUGUCCUGCGAAGGCUGCUACUGGGUUUGAUUAAUGUAAAUUAUUGAAUUAUUUAAUGAAUACACUCAAAACAUAUAUCAAAAUACGUAUGUCAUAAAAAUACGUGUACAUUUAAAGAAACAUAUUUAAACUCUACUCUUAAUGUGAACAACUACCGCGUAUGCUGUUUGAAAUAAAAAUGUUAAAAGAA
Drosophila bipectinata is the source of this 5037-nucleotide messenger RNA. Its product is annotated as homeotic protein female sterile. NCBI's taxonomy places the organism in Eukaryota, Metazoa, Arthropoda, Insecta, Diptera, Drosophilidae. The record is from RefSeq and is a predicted model, not a curated record. Gene Ontology annotation, biological process: positive regulation of proteasomal ubiquitin-dependent protein catabolic process; ubiquitin-dependent protein catabolic process; protein polyubiquitination. Gene Ontology annotation, cellular component: ubiquitin ligase complex; cytoplasm. Gene Ontology annotation, molecular function: zinc ion binding; ubiquitin protein ligase activity; ubiquitin conjugating enzyme binding.